Molecule: messenger RNA, 381 nt
Organism: Haliotis rufescens (red abalone)
Lineage: Eukaryota; Metazoa; Mollusca; Gastropoda; Lepetellida; Haliotidae
Product: variant surface antigen E-like
Exons: 1
Coding region: 1-381 (126 amino acids)
Source: RefSeq, a predicted model, not a curated record
AUGCAUUUUGAAGUAGUUUACACCCAACGACCAGCUCGCCCAAAAACACCCAACGACCAGCUCACCCAAACACACACAACGACCAGCUCGCCCAAACGCACCCAACGACCAGCUCGCCCAAACACACCCAACGACCAGCUCGCCCAAACACACCCAACGACCAGCUCGCCCAAACACACCCAACGACCAGCUCGCCCAAACACACCCAACGACCAGCUCGCCCAAACACACCCAACGACCAGCUCGCCCAAACACACCCAACGACCAGCUCGCCCAAACACACCCAACGACCAGCUCGCCCAAACACACCCAACCACCAGCUCGCCCAAACACACCCAACGACCAGCUCGCCCAAACACACCCAACGACCAGCUCGCCUAA